This is a messenger RNA of Macrobrachium nipponense, 3565 nucleotides long. RefSeq lists its product as uncharacterized. NCBI's taxonomy places the organism in Eukaryota, Metazoa, Arthropoda, Malacostraca, Decapoda, Palaemonidae. The transcript is spliced from 4 exons. The record is from RefSeq and is a predicted model, not a curated record. Bases 266 to 2917 code for a protein of 883 amino acids.
AAAUUAAGCAUUCCGUCAAAGCUAGUGAUAAGGUGCGACACAGGCAACAGAAUGUCUGCAUACAAAGGUUUUGAAUAGCAAUACCAUCUGAUAUACGAGACUGAUUUGUGAUUUUGAGUUUCCAUGUGCUAUCGACAAGUUUUCGGUAUGUUUGCACUUCGGUUUACGGCGGCUUUUAUGUCAAUAUUUCGGAAUUAGAGGAUCUUCUGUGCUUGCAUUCAUCUGGCACGUAAAAGUCCGAGGCAGCUGGCUGCGAAACGAAACGAUGACGUCACCCCCGAAGGAGUACACGGCCAUAUUACUGGCAUUAAUCGACAUAGAAAAGGACAUGAGCGCCCUCGGGAACGAAGACAGGAUCGCUAUUGCUAAAAUGUGCAAUGAGGCUGUAACGAAUAAGGUCUCGGGGCUGCAAUACACGCCGAAUGCAGAAAGACACACGGAAUACAUUGGAAAAAUCGAGGGCGGCUCCAUGGGGGUACAGAUUGUCGUCUCUCAGGAGGACUUGCAAGUACACUGCGAAGAAUACCGGGUGAGCCUCCUCAGGAUAGGCGACCUAAGAGUGAUGAUGUCCUUUCCGAGAUCAGAGGCCAAUCUGGUGGUCAUCGGGCGUUGCGAGAUAAGAGGGAAAACCGUGGCAUUUGUUUUUGAUCUUUUCUCAGACCAACUGGCACUGGAGUGUAUCCAAGAUAUUUCAAAGAAUUCCCUGAAAAAGGAAGAUAACGAUUCCUUCAGUCGGCAAAAGAAUAACCAGCCAACUGUCCAAAUACCAUCCAGUUUAAAUCCAGUAAUCAAAGGAGCCACCUCGUCGCCAUUACCCGUUGCUUUUGCAGCAGCAGAGGCUGCUCGGCACAAACAACAGGAGAACACUGCACGAAGUUCUUCAGUGUCUAUGGCUGCUUACUCAGGUUUACCACAUGAAGGCCAGUUCCCGCCAUCACACCAAAACUGGUUAAAGAAAUCAGUGACUGCCGUGGAUGUGCAGAGCACAAAGUCAUCACAAUCAGUGUCAACUCCGGAUACUUCAAAAUCAGGGGUUCCAAAGACACCUGACUUAAGUAGAGAUGGGAAGCGCGCAGUGUCAUUUCCAUUCAUUUAUGGUGAUGUGUUAUGUCGCCCUCUUCCACUGUCGACUGCAACUGUUACGCGUUCUCCUUUGAGAAAAAAUUCGUACCAAAUACCAUUUAAACCAGAUUUGCCUCCGUUACUACAAAAGCCUGUACCUUCAUCUGUUCUAAGCCAAGGCCAUCAGAUCAACAAACCCUCAACACCGCCGAAGCCUGACUUCGUUUUUAAAAAUCAGCAAGAACUGAUGGAAAAAAUAACAAAACUUCUGAAGCCACCGCCCUUGCAAUCUCUUCCGAAUACUGAAACUGAGAAUAUUUAUGAAAGCAUUGAGAGUGCAGAAGAACCGUCAUACAUACCAAUAAGCGGUCCCUCCCCGGCAGCUGGUGGUGUUGUCAGCAUAAAUGGUCCACCAGAGGCAAUAAAUCAGGAGCAUACGGUAAGCUCUCCUAUCAAUUGCAUGCAAAUACAAGGGCAGACUGCUAAGCAGUUGUCGGUGUUAACUGGAAAUAAAAUCAUUCCCUCUUCCCAAGCAACGACCAGCAUCAAAACAGGUGUACUUUCACCUACUAAUAUGCAAAAGCAAAGAGAACCCCCGUUAAAGACAAAGCCUUCAUUCCUCGCUGUAAACAGAGUCAAAGUCCCGGAAAAGGUUUGCGGAAGUGGUGUACAGACAGUUAAGGUAGAAGACGGAAGUAACGCUCCAAAGAGAGUAGAAGAAAUGAUUAGAAUUUUCAAUGAAAAUACUUUACAAAGUACUUCAGCAACCCAACAUCCUCAUGGUUCCUCUUUACUACUCACGGAAAAGAAAGGUUUCCAUCAGGGAAUACCCGAUUCACAAAAAGCUGAAGACAUGCAGCCUAGUGUUCAGCGGGCCUCUAAGGUCACAGACGAUUCCCACCAGAGUGACAACAGCAGUGAAUUUAGUUUUGAUUUAAACGUCGAGGAACAGGGCAUCGUAGCAGAUGGAAAUUGUCAUUCCCUCAAAAGUUUUAUCAACAGGUUUUUGAUGAAUGACUUUGCGUAUAUUGAAACAAUAGAGAGGAUAAGUAAUGCCAGAAAUUCACUUCCACCUAAGAUGAAAAUUCUACUACGAGGAGUCGAAAACUUAUACGAAACCCACGUUCGUAUGUACCAUGAUCUGAGUGCUAGUGGAGACUCUUGUACCAAGAUUGCUAAUGUGUUUAUUUCUAACAAGGAAAGGUUGGAAUUUUACAAAUACUACAUGCUGAAUGCUCCAGAAAUCUGCAAUCAUCUGCUUGAUCUUCCAGACACAGUGAAGGCAAACCAUCCACAGCUAGAAGACGACAUCAAAAGUACUUGGAAAAGAUUGCACUACUAUUACACGACCCUGGAGAAUAUGUUAUCUCUUUCUCAGGAAGAGGAAAAGGAUCCGAUCACCGUGGCCAUCUAUCUGAUAAAAAACCUCAACCUGCAAGCAGAUUCCGGUAUCCUCUUAGACUAUGUGAGGGAAGCUCCCUAUAAUUUGCACUUGAAAAAGCCCCUUCUUCUGCAUAAUUUGUUCAAGAUAAAGGGACCAAGCUUAAAAGGUUCAUUCUUUCACGCAUUGUUGUUCUCAGAAAUGAUCGUUAUAACCGCCCCUAGGGGGGACUAUUACGUCUACCAGAAGGACAUUUAUAUUCAGCAAAUAAUCUUUCGCGACAAAAAGCAGAGUAAUAAGUUUAUACUUGAAAUGGACCUUGGUCGCAACAAAAUCAAAGCGACCUAUACUUUUAAGACGAAUGAAGUGGGUGUAAAAGAAGCCUGGUUUAACGAAAUAAAAAGACUAAAAUACACAAUCGCAGAAAAAGAGAGAACAGAGAGAAAUAUGCGUUUUGGAAUAGUAAAUGUAUGAGAUCAAAGAAUUAGUUCAAUCCGUUUUCAUGAGACUAUUUUCUCCGAUGUGUGGGUGCCGAUGUGCUUGUUGCGCACGCUUUUGUUUUUGCCACACACAUUUACAUAUAUGUUUUACGUGAAGGCUGGAUUCUCCUUCAUGCGUUAAUUCUCAAGUGCAAGACGGAAACAGUUCGGAAAUAGAAAAAAUAAUUCAACCAAUCCGAAUUCACCGGUAUCAUUUUGCAUCCUUACAAAUCCAUGUAAACUAGAUAAAUGGUUCACUAGUGAUUCUCCUAGUACAUGCAAAAUGUAAAGGGAAGGACACUUCUUUGAAAACAAAAACUUCAAACGAAGGAAAGCAUUUCCUUUGUGAUGCGUCUGGUUAAGUUCAUAUGAAGAGCUAAAAAAUAUUCAUUUAACCGAAUAUACACUUUAUCUAAUAAUAUAAUUUGUUCCAGUGCCAAUGAUGCCUUGUAUACUUGUGUUUAAAAUGCUUCAGGCGUUACGACAAGAAGCUUACGUUUAUCUAUAGUGAUGGCAACAAAUCGUAUAUCGCAGACAUAUUUUAGUGUUAGCCUCCCUUCAAGGCCAACACAAAUCUUUAAAUUUUGAACAAGUGUAACUAUAUGCUAAAAGUUUAAAUGGACUAAAUACUCAUUGAAUGCUG